AUGUCUGAAAAAUUAUCCUUUAAUAAUAGGGUUGUUGUAAUUACGGGAGCUGGAGGUGGUCUGGGUAAAGUUUAUGCACUAGCUUACGCAAGUAGAGGUGCAAGAGUGGUUGUUAAUGAUUUAGGUGGCACUUUGGGUGGUUCAGGCCAUAACUCUCGAGCUGCAGAUUUGGUAGUAAAUGAAAUCAAAAAAGCUGGAGGUCUAGCUGUAGCAAAUUACGAUUCUGUUAAUGAAAACGGAGAAAGAAUAAUUGAAACUGCUAUAAAAGAAUUUGGCAGGGUUGAUGUGUUAAUCAACAAUGCUGGAAUACUACGAGAUGUAUCAUUUGCAAAGAUGACAGAACGUGAGUUUGCAUCUGUAGUAGAUGUUCAUCUAACUGGCGGCUAUAAACUAUCACGGGCUGCAUGGCCUUAUAUGCGCUCUCAGAAGUUUGGUAGAAUUAUUAACACUGCCUCCCCGGCUGGUUUAUUCGGAAACUUUGGUCAAGCUAAUUAUUCAGCAGCUAAAAUGGGAUUGGUUGGUUUGGCUGAAACCCUAGCGAAAGAGGGUGCCAAAUACAACAUUAAUGUUAAUUCGAUUGCACCAUUAGCUAGAUCACGUAUGACGGAAAACGUUUUACCACCACAUAUUUUAAAGCAAUUAGGACCAGAAAAAAUUGUUCCUUUAGUACUCUAUUUAACACAUGAAAGUACAAAGGUGUCGAACUCUAUUUUUGAAUUAGCCGCUGGAUUCUUUGGGCAGCUCAGAUGGGAAAGAUCCUCUGGACAGAUUUUCAAACCAGACCCUAAGACAUACACGCCUGAAUCAAUUUUAUGUAAAUGGAAGGAUAUUACAGAUUUUAAGGAUAAGCCGUUUAACAAAACGCAACAUCCAGACCAACUUUCAGAUUAUAAUGAUUUGAUCGCGAAAGCCAAAAAAUUACCUUCAAAUGAUCAAGGCUUAGUGAAAAUCAAUUCGCUUCGUGAUAAAGUCGUGAUAAUUACAGGUGCAGGGGGUGGCCUUGGGAAGUCACACGCCCUUUGGUUUGCACGUUACGGUGCAAAAGUGGUCGUGAAUGAUAUUAAGAAUCCAUUUUCAGUUGUUGAAGAGAUCAAUAAAUUGUACGGUGAGGGUACAGCCAUUUCGGACACUCAUGACGUAGUAACUGAAGCGCAAAGUAUUAUCGAUACUGCGACAGAGAAAUUUAAGAGAGUGGACAUUUUGGUCAAUAAUGCCGGUAUCUUGCGUGACAGGUCAUUCUUGAAAAUGAAGGAUGAAGAAUGGUUUGCUGUCCUGAAAGUUCAUCUUUUCUCAACGUUUGCGCUGUCGAAGGCAGUAUGGCCAAUAUUCACAAAACAGAAGUCUGGAUUUAUUAUCAACACUACAUCUACCUCAGGAAUAUAUGGUAAUUUUGGACAAGCUAAUUAUGCUGCUGCAAAGGCUGCUAUUUUAGGCUUUAGUAGAACUAUUGCAUUGGAAGGUGCCAAGAGAGGAAUUAUCGUCAAUGUUAUUGCUCCUCAUGCCGAAACUGCUAUGACCAAGACUAUAUUUUCGGAAACGGAAUUAUCAAAUCACUUCGAUGCAUCUCAGGUUUCCCCACUUGUUGUUCUGUUGGCAUCCGAAGAAUUACAAAGGUAUGCUAGUAAAAAGGUGACUGGUCAAUUAUUCGAGGUCGGUGGUGGUUGGUGCGGACAAACAAGAUGGCAAAGAAGCACUGGUUAUGUCUCUGUUAAAGAGACUAUUGAACCAGAGGAAAUUGAGGAGAAUUGGAACCAUGUAACUGAUUUCGGUGGUAGUACUAUCAAUCCAAGUUCUACAGAGGAGUCUUCUAUGGCGAUUUUGCAGUCUGUACAGAAAGCGCAUUCUUCAAAGGAACCAAAUGAUGGAGUUUUCAAGUAUACUACUAAAGAUUGUAUAUUGUACAAUCUAGGGCUUGGAUGCACGAGCAAGGAGCUUAAGUACACCUACGAAAAUGAUCCGAACUUCCAAGUUUUGCCCUCGUUUGCCGUCAUUCCAUUUAUGCAAGCUACUGCUACACUAUCUAUGGAUAAUUUAGUUGAUAAUUUCAAUUAUGCAAUGUUAUUGCAUGGGGAGCAAUACUUCAAACUCUGUACACCGAAGUUACCAAGUAAUGGAACGUUGAAAACAGUUGCUAAACCUUUACAAGUUCUUGACAAGAAUGGUAGAGCUGCUUUAGUAGUUGGUGGCUUCGAAACUUAUGACACCAAAACUAAGAAACUCAUAGCUUAUAAUGAGGGAUCAUUUUUCAUUAGAGGUGCACAUGUACCUCAGAAAAAGCAGAUAACGGAUGGGGAUAGGGCAAAAUUUGCUAUCCAACGAUUCGAUGCACCAUCUGAAAAGGCACCUGAUUUUGAGAUCGAAAUUUCCACAAAUAAAGACCAAGCCGCAUUGUACAGAUUGUCUGGAGAUUUUAACCCUUUGCAUAUCGAUCCUACGUUAGCCAAAGCAGUCAAAUUCCCUGCGCCAAUCUUACAUGGUCUUUGUACUUUGGGUGUUAGUGCGAAGGCAUUAUUUGAACAUUAUGGCCCAUAUGAAGAGUUGAAAGUGAGGUUUACCAACGUAGUGUUUCCGGGUGAUACGCUAAAAGUCAAAGCUUGGAAACAAGGUGAAGUUGUUAUCUUCCAGACAAUUGAUAUGACAAAAAACGUUGUCGUCUUGGAUAAUGCUGCCAUAAAACUAUCGCAAGCAAAAUCAAAAUUAUAA
Molecule: messenger RNA, 2703 nt
Organism: Saccharomyces mikatae IFO 1815
Lineage: Eukaryota; Fungi; Ascomycota; Saccharomycetes; Saccharomycetales; Saccharomycetaceae
Gene: FOX2
Product: bifunctional hydroxyacyl-CoA dehydrogenase/enoyl-CoA hydratase FOX2
Exons: 1
Coding region: 1-2703 (900 amino acids)
Molecular function (GO): oxidoreductase activity
Source: RefSeq, a predicted model, not a curated record